This is a messenger RNA of Hemicordylus capensis (graceful crag lizard), 10033 nucleotides long. RefSeq names its product transcriptional repressor GATA binding 1 (gene TRPS1). Gene Ontology annotation, molecular function: RNA polymerase II transcription regulatory region sequence-specific DNA binding; DNA-binding transcription factor activity; zinc ion binding. The record is from RefSeq and is a predicted model, not a curated record. Gene Ontology annotation, cellular component: nucleus. Gene Ontology annotation, biological process: regulation of transcription by RNA polymerase II. The coding region runs from base 676 to 3846 and encodes 1056 amino acids. The transcript is spliced from 8 exons. Lineage: Eukaryota; Metazoa; Chordata; Lepidosauria; Squamata; Cordylidae.
CGUCUGGGGUGGCGCUUUCCUCUUGCUAAGGCUCCCUUUGAUAUAUUAAUAGUGGUGUCUUGAAACUGACGUAAUGCUCGGAGACUGAGGUCCUGACAAGCGAUAACAUUUCUGAUAACGAGCUGAUCUCCUUGCAAUCUCCAAAGCCUUCUCCUCUCUCUCCUCCUUUUUUGGGGCUGGUUCUUCCACUAGAAGCCUGUCUCGCUCCCUCGCGCGCUUCCUUUCUCUUUUAUAAACAUAACCGGGUCCUCUGCGCGUCCCCCUUUCUCCCUCUCCCCAUCAAGAGAGGGGGUGGGAAAGGGGGGGUUGUGCAGGCAGCGAUUUCCCCCCUCUCCUUCCCCUUCACCCCCUCCUCCUCUUGCCCUCCUCCUUUCUCUGGCUUUUCCUCCUCCUUCCUCUCCCCCCCCCUUCCAAAAUAAUCCAAGAUCAACUCUGUUGCAAACAACAGAAAGACGGUUCAUGGCUCAAGCGACAGUUCCACCAUCUUUCAAGCUGCUGAGAAUAUUAUUAUUAUUGCUGAUUAAUCAACAGAUGUGCAGAUCAGCUCUCAAAAUGUCUUCUGUGUCUUCCGUGUACCUCCUAAGCCAGUUGUGUUAACCCUCCUGCUAUUUCGCUAAUAGAAUUAAUAAGUGUAAAAGCAAAAAAAGCAAGCAAACAAAAGCAUUCUAGAGCCACAUGCCUUAUGAAGUCAAUGCUGGGUAUGAUUUUACAAAUAUGGUCCGGAAAAAGAACCCCCCUCUAAGAAACAUUGCAAGUGAAGGUGAACCCCAAACCCUCAAGUCACCUGGUACUGAAAGCGACAGCAUUGAAAAAAGCCUAGACUUUUCUGCCAGUCAGAUGCAAGAAAACACUGAGCAGGGUGAGACUGUGGAGCAAAAUGACAAGGAGGAGUUUUGCACGCAUGUCCCAGAGCCAUCUCCCAGCACUAAAAAGGACUUUAAAAGCUCAGAACCGAGCGAAAAGGCUGGCUUCAAUUAUGAAAGCCACAAUAAGGGAGGAAAUGUUCCAUCCUUCCCUCAUGAUGAGGUGACAGACAGAAAUAUGCCAGCCUUCUCAUCUCCAGCUGUUGGUGGAACCUCAGAGUCCUUGAAGUCUCCUCUCAGAUCAGAUACAGAUGACACCCAAGAUGUGGUCUGCACCCCGUCAGGCGAUCUGAUGGAGAAAAGCGAAGAGCAUCGCACAUCGCCAAAAUCCACAGAGGAAGCAGUGCAUGUGCAAAGCGGUCAGGCCGAGGGUCCGGGUUCGAGCCCGGCUUUGGCGGCCUCAAAAAAUCCACAAGUGCCUUCAGAUGGGGAGCUGAGGCUGAACAAAUCGAAAGCAGAUUUGUUGGCGAACGAGAACCCAGAUAAUUCGGCGCCUCUGUCACCAGAGCUUCAGGACUUCAAAUGCAACAUCUGUGGCUAUGGUUACUACGGGAACGACCCCACAGAUCUCAUCAAACACUUCCGCAAGUACCACCUUGGGCUGCACAACCGCACCAGGCAGGAUGCAGAGCUCGACACUAAAAUUUUGGCUCUCCACAACAUGAUGCAGUUCAGCCACUCCAAAGACUUCCAGAAAGUCAACUGCUCUGUGCUGUCAGGGGUCCUGCAGGACAUCAAUUCCCAAAGGCCCGUUUUGCUAAACGGGACUUACGAUGUGCAGGUGACAUUAGGUGGGACUUUUAUUGGCAUUGGACGCAAAACUCCAGAUUGCCAGGGCAACACCAAGUAUUUCCGCUGCAAGUUCUGCAAUUUCACCUACAUGGGCAAUUCGUCAACGGAGCUGGAGCAACACUUUUUGCAGACCCACCCAAAUAAGAUAAAAUCCGCCCUUCCUGCCUCUGAAUCCAGCAAAGCAUCUGAGAAGAACUCCAGUAAGUCCAGUCCUACUGUUCGAUCAUGUGAGGCUGGAGAUCUGGGGAAGUGGCAGGACAAGAUCACCAUAAAAGCUGGAGAUGACACUCCGGUUGGUUAUUCAGUGCCCAUCAAGCCUCUCGAAUCCUCAAGACAAAAUGGUACGGAUGUCUCCAGUUACUACUGGUGCAAAUUCUGCAGCUUUAGUUGCGAAUCCUCCAGCUCGCUCAAACUGUUAGAACAUUACAGCAAGCACCAUGGGGGGAGCCAGGCAGGGGGGCUUCACCCAGAUCGGAAUGACAAGCUCUCAAGGGGGUCGGUCAUUAAUCAGAAUGACUUAGCCAAAAAUGCAGACGGAGAGUUAGCGACAAGGACCGAGAAGGGCUCUAGCGUGGCAAAAAAGAAAGACUUUUCCAGCUCAGGAGUGGAGGACAACGUGGUGACAAGCUACAAUUGUCAGUUCUGUGAUUUUAGGUACUCUAAGAGCCACGGCCCCGAUGUAAUAGUGGUGGGGCCUCUCCUUCGUCAUUACCAGCAGCUACACAGCAUUCACAAGUGUACCAUUAAGCACUGUCAGUUUUGUCCCCGAGGCCUCUGUAGCCCAGAAAAGCACCUUGGAGAAAUUACUUAUCCUUUUGCUUGCAGGAAAAGUAAUUGUUCCCACUGUGCUCUCUUGCUCUUGCACUUGUCCCCUGGGAUGCCGGGAGGCUCCAGAGUCAAGCACCAGUGUCACCAGUGCUCUUUCUCCACUCCUGAUGUAGACGUUCUCCUGCUUCACUAUGAAACCACACAUGAACCCCAGGCGUCCGAAGUCAAGCAAGAAGCAAAUGCCCUGCAAGGGGUGGAUGGGCCGCUGACGGUCAAGGAAGGCAAAGAACACUCGUGUACCAAAUGUGACUUUGUCACACAGGUGGAAGAGGAGAUUUCUCGACACUACAGGAGAGUCCAUAAUUGCUACAAAUGCCGCCAGUGCAACUUUACAGCUGUUGAUACUCAAUCUCUACUAGAGCACUUCAACACUGUGCACUGCCAAGAGAUGGACAUCACCACAGCCAAUGGGGAAGAUAGCCAUGGGGUGGCUGCUGCUCUCAAGGAAGAGCCCAAAAUUGACCUGAAGGUCUAUAGCCUGAUUAAUCCAGACCCUAAAAUGGGGGAGCCCGUCUCUGAGAGCAUAGUGAAAAGGGAAAAGCUGGACGAAAAGGAAGCGUUGAAAGAGAAAUGUUGGCCUGAUGGGUCUGGUGAUGACCUUCGUGGCACAGCUUGGAGAGGAGUAGACAUUUUGAGGGGGAGUCCAUCCUACACCCAAACAAGCUUGGGCCUUCUGACCACUGUGUCUGUUGGCCAAGAGCAGCCAAAGCCCUUAAGGGAUAGUCCAAAUGUUGAAGCUGCCCACCUUGCUCGGCCUGUUUAUGGCUUGCCCAUCGAGACCAAGGGGUUCCUGCAGGGGGUACCCCAAGGAAGCGGAGAGAAACCUGGAUCAGUCCCUCAGCCGUAUCCUGGAUCUGGUGAUAGCAAGUCAAAGGAUGAAUCUCAGUCCCUCUUACGGAGACGUAGAGGCUCGGGUGUUUUUUGUGCCAAUUGCCUGACCACAAAGACCUCUCUCUGGCGAAAGAAUGCAAAUGGAGGAUAUGUAUGCAACGCGUGUGGUCUCUACCAGAAGCUUCACUCGACUCCCAGGCCUUUAAACAUCAUUAAGCAGAACAACGGUGAGCAGAUCAUUAGGAGACGAACGAGAAAGCGCCUUAACCCGGAGGCACUUCAGGCUGAGCAGCUAAACAAACAGCAGAGAGGGAACAGCGAGGAACAAGUCAACGGCAGCCCGUUAGAUAGGAGUGUACGUAUGCAACAAAGAUAUUCCAUCAUGCAUAAGAUUCAGCGCUGGCUCAGCCUCGCUCUGUUUACAUUUGCAAAUGUAGCAAACAAGGUAAUGAAGCAACUUUCUAUUGCAGUAGGUAUCUUUUUUUUUUGUGCGUGUGUGUGCAUUACAAUUGUAAACGGUAACAUGAAAUGAAUGGAUUUUGUUGAUAUUAAUGCUAUGGGGGGAUAUAAGAAGGAGGAGGAAAUGAAAAUAUUUUUAUGCCUACUUAGGAGGAAGAAAAAGGGUAGCACUAUUCAUUCCAAGUACUUUUUGUAUUCUUAAGCUCUUAACUCACAUUGUUAUGCUUAAAAUGAUAAACAUAUAUCCUCUUUUUAUUGCUUUGUCUAUGUUUCAGAUGAAACAUUUCAGAGAUUAUGUUGAGAGGUGCCAUCUGACUCCUUGGCACUGAAGUUUUUAUUGCAUCCUGUAGUAGCAUUGCACUCCAUUUCUACCAUAUUACACAGUCGCUUCAUGGUGUUUUGUUUUGUUUUUGUUCUGUUUUGUUGCAUUGGGGGCUUCUUUCUUUCGCAUUGCAGGGUCUAGUCUCUUGAGGUUGGAGAGUACAGCUGGUUCCUGAAUGUUGCAGCAAAUGAAGUUUAAAAACCAUCUGUCUGAUAUUUUAUUGCCCUCCCCUGCCCUCCUCUUUUCAUUUUCUUCAGUGUUCUAGAGAAAAUUGUAUCAGGGCUAGAUUCACAGUUCCGAGCAUGUUGAGGGUCCUCUUCGUUUCUUACUUACAUGCUGCCUAUCUCAAAUGUUCACGUAAUUAAAAUUAAGAGAGCUCAUGACAUUUAACAGGCAAGUUCCUUCUCUGAUAUAGAAAACAGUGCAUUUAAAAUACACAUUGCCAGGUAGAACUGAGAAAAGACACUGAGGUUAAGAUUGUAUUUUUACCAGUAUUCAAGAGUAUAAAACCAAGAGGAGCUAGUCUGACCAGCAAUUCUUUGGUAUAUACUCCAAUUAUGUGGGCCCUUAAAGAAAUCUACAAACCUUGCCCCUAUCUUAGCCCAAGUAUGACCUCCUGUAGCCUUUUAAAAGCCCAAGUCACAAAAAUAAAGGAGCCAGGUCCCCAUUGGACCUCCUGGAAUUUAAACACUGCUUUUGUACAACAAAAAAUAUUGGCCCAAUUCAAACGUAACACGGAACCGCGGGUCCAAUGGACCCACGGCUCCGCCCCCACUCUCCCAUCUGCCUAUGAACAACAGGGAGAGCUGCCUCUCUGCUCUCAGAAAGACUGCAGAGAGGCGGGGGAGCUGGCUGUGCGGGCUUCCUUCUCAACAGAAGGACAGCCCAAACAGCCAAUCGGGCCAGAGUGAGGGAGCAGCUUCCUCCCUCAACUCCAGUUCCGUGGGGCCUAAACUGCAGUGCCAGUGUUUGGAUGUAACUCUAGCACCACAGAAAUGGAGUUCGUGGUGGUGAAACUCUAUGCUGACCGAAGGUGCAGAGUGGAGUUUGGCGAGGAAAACUGCAAGUCCCUUUGCCCUUAACUCCGGUUUGCCGAAUUUGGACAUGCGGCUUUGGAAACUGGAGGUGAAGAGACCUCCAGUUGUCUUUGGGUCUGAGAGGCACCCAUUUGUCAGGUGGUGACUAUCCACAGUGUGCAGUGUAGCCACUUGUUAAGCUAGCCAUCUGUGUUCUUCUGCCAAGUGCAGAGAGUAACUAUAUCACUCUUCCUCUGCCUCCAUUUCUGAAGAGGGGUAUAAGUGAAAAUUCUCCAAGCCAUUUGGCAGGACAAUAUAGGCAACCAUUCAAAACAGCAGUUGUAUAAGCUUUCCAAGAGGUUAUAUGCAAACCAUGGUCAACUGCCCCUUGGAAAACAGUCAUCUGCAAUUAUCCUAAAUAUAUAUGUCAGCAAUUUCAACCUGCAUGAGAAGCUCUUGCAUACCUGGCCACCAAAGUCCUUGCUGAUCUUGGCAGUGUUCUGGGAGCUGCGUUUCUCAGAGUCAACUUAUCUGAACAAUUCCUCCAGCUGCAGAGCCACAGCAAACCAGUUGUUUGACACCAAGCCUGCAUAGCGUCUUGCACUAUUCAUUGCAUGAACGGCAGCAUGUCCAAACAACCAGGCUGAUGUAGCCCACCACCCAUGAAUGCUGACCCACCAGGGCCUUGGCAACCCUCCUAUUUUUCCUGCCUACCUGAGACUGCAAAAACACAGGGGUUGUUGGCAUCUGGAAGGCUGUAAGAUGUGGGUGGUGGGUUACAUUCAGCUUUUUAAGUCACAAGUUGUGCAGGCCUGACCUGGAACAUUGUCUUUUUAUUUGCUCAGGGUUGUGUUGAACAGCUGUUUCGUUGUAAUCUUGGUCAAAGAAGGUGGCUGUUCAGCAUUCCUCCUCUUACAAAUCUUCUGCUUCAGCACCUUAUAGCAUUUACAGUUGUCCUCCGACAAUCAUUAUGUCAACAGCAGGACCAGAAAGGGAUUGUUUCCCUCUAGUUACAUGGUGUUCCAUUAAAAACAGCAGUAGUCGUAUUGGCUUCCAGCGCAAAGCCAAAAAUUAACCAGCACAGUCACUGUGUUGAGAUGUGACCAGUUUUUCUUAAUAGUUUCUUUAGGAUCUCCACUGCUGGGGAGAUAGCCCUUAUAGGAAAUUAAAAACAGCUUGUAUCCCAGUACACCAGGGUAGGGAAUGGAUGGCUUCAGUCUGCAUCAAGCACCCCACAACCCUAAAGCCUUUUCCUCCAGCAGGCUUUGCAACAGGGCCAUAACCACAGGAGCCUUGUGGGGCCUUAUUACCAAAGGGGCCUUCCAGCCCCCUCUUUGACUUCUCCACAUUCAUUGAAGUCUGCUAUUUGUGGAGAAAAAGCAGAAAGCCUAUAUUCUGCCCAAUUAUUAGGCAGUAAACUUGUUCUUGCCUUCCAGUUUUUGGGUCAAUGGCACUGGGGUAACUAACAAGCACUAGGCCCUUAGUCAGCCUAGUAACCUUGCAUUUGCACAAUGUGCAUAUGUGAUGUAAGUUGCACAAAUGCAAAAUGUGCACAAAUUAGGUUACACAAGAGUAAGCCCAUUGCAAAUGGGCUUACUUGUGUGUACUGCAAGUUGUGCAAAUUUUGCAUUUGUGCAACUUACACAAAUUGUGCAAGUGCAGCAGUACUAGGCUGGCAUACUGGUCCACCCUAUGUCAGACAUUUUAUUAAUAUUUUAUACAAUUGAAAUAACAUUCAUUUGGUUACCUGCAUUGAUGUGAUGGCUGUUCUGUGAUGAUUCCUCGCCCCGCCGUCAUAGCUCCACCACAGUCCUGAGCUGCUACCUUGUGCUAACUAAUCAAUGCAAGUCACUACUGGGGGAUGAGAAGAAAAGCUAUUCAAGACGAAAAGCCUUGGUGGGUCAGAUACAAUCUAAGGCGUUCUGUUCUCUACCCUGGUAUUAGAUCACUUGCUAGACUCAAAAGCAGGAGACUGUGGGAGAAAUAUUGUUGCUAGCAAGCCAUUUAAAAAGGUCUGGAGGAUGUUGAAAAGAAACAAACCUGUUAGAGUAGGGCAAGACAGAGCUCUCUAUAACAACAUUUAACCUAUGUAAAAUAAUUAAAAUAGUAACAGAAUGACCCAGAGAUGUGGUUUUGCGUGUGAGGUUUUUUUGGUUGUGUGUGUUUUUUUGUUGUUGUUGUUUUGCUGGGGGGCGGGGGGAGAUUGUUUUGGCUUGACAUAUUGAGAUGUUCUAAGUAUUCUUCCUUUAAAUAAUGUUAUUUUGUUCCAGCUAAGUUUGGAAAGAAAUUAUUUCUAGAUUUAUCCAAGUGAUAAUCAUAAUGGGAAUGCUUAUAGAAUUCUGGAGGAAAAAUACCAUUAACAUAUUGUUUUCAGCAAUCUCACAUGUCUGCUCCACUUCAAUUUACAACUCUUAAGGGCCAAAUCAUAGCAGACACACAUGGUACAGCCUUCCAAGAAUAUCAAAUUGCAAGCAGGGGAUUAUAUGUUUAAAUGCUCCAACAGGUUAACACACACACACCACAGUGUACACAAAGAACUAGCAUAUCAGGGAGGUAGAUUCUAGCCUAGCUGUCUUCUUGAAAUGCUAAUGUGCUUUGUGUAGGAAGCAUUUUAUGUUGGGAACAGUUGAAGAAGCACAUUUUCUCCCCAUUCAGCAUUCAAACAUAGAGGCAUCUCGAAUGAUACUGUUCAUUGGUAAUUGCUUCAUGAGUCUAUCUAUCCAGAAGUUUACACUUUUCUCCUUCUCAACUGGAGAUCAUGGAAGGUCCACUUGCCACAAUAUAUUUAACAGGCAAAGUGCAAUCAUUCUUCUAUCUUUUAUGAAAAUGAAUACAUACAUUUGGCUCUUCUAACAACAACCCAUACACUGAAAACCUUCUUUAUCAGUUUCAUAUUCAAAUGUUUGUAGCCACUAGAUAAGCUUGAAUUUAUUGAGUCACAGGAGUAAUCACCCCGUGGCUGAAGAAUGCAAUGUAGGAGUGGGUCCUGAAUAUUAAAGGCAAAUGAAUAAAUAAAAUCCAGUACAGAAUUUGGGAGUGUUAAGUUCAUUGGUUUUUAACCAAAUGAUCCAAUCUGAUUUUAAAACAAUAGCUGCCAUCCUGACUAAAUUACUCAAUGAAAAACCUGUUGAAAUUAAGUAGUCCUUUAGAGUAACUCUGGAAUAACUUAGUCUGGAUGUCAGAUAUUUCACCUUUGACUUUAGCGGCAUCUCUAUUUUCCAAAGAAGAUAUGGAAAACAGAUAUGGCCUCAUGCUCAAAAUCCAAGACAAUGUGGGAUAGAAAGAAUUCUCAGGACCCAUUUUCCUGCCUAAAUGGUUGAGGGCCAUUAGUGAACCUAAUCAGUUGCCAUAUUAGCCAUUGAGUAGUGAAUGAAAAUGGUCAGUUAAGGGAAUUUAGUCAGGAAGAAAGAAAGAAGUCAGAGUAAUAAAGAGUGCAUAGUUGAUAGGAAGAUCCUUUCUCAAAAUAUGAAUAAGCAGUGGGAGAGAACUUACCCACUAGGCCUCUGCUGAUCAGUGGGUGUUGAGGAGGCAGCUCAGUGCAUGAUCUUAAAAGAAAUUUAACGCCUUGGUUUUAUUAUUAAACAGUAUUAUUUAACAAUAAAUAACAAUACCUUAAUGCAGGGCCAGCAGAGGGUAUAUAUUAUUUGUUGACUUACAUGCCUACUUUCAAAAUAAUCUUCUGUUUUGGCUCUUUUGACAUGCUUAUGUCUAAUUGUCAUUAUCAGAAAGCCAAAGAGUUUGAAAAUGUGCUCAUUCCUACUACAACCAUGGUAUAUUUCGCCAUGUUUGAAAAUGUGUUGUUCCUGGCCAAUGCCUGCAGCCACCUUCACCAUAUCAUCUUCAUCAACAGGGUAGCCAUGAUCCAUAGCUCUGUGUGAACUUCUCAUUCUCUUCCAUGAGAUGAAGAUUAUGUGGAUGAACUUCUGGUUGCAUAUAGAUAAUAUUUCUCUCCCAUAGAAGAUAAACAGGGAAGCACCUUGAUGCACAAACCUCUAUGUGUACAGGUGGAGCUAAUGUAUCCCAGUCACUGAGUGGAAAGUUGCAUCCACCAUUUUCUUUUAAGAGGAUGAGAGAAAGUCUGCUGAUGGCAAGUGUGAUUCUCUGUGCUCUGCAACAUCUAAGAGACCCACUAGGCUAAAGAGUUCCAAAUUGGCAAAGAAAAAAGUUGUUGAAUUGCUUAAAGGAAAGUUAGAAGUAGCUUCCACCCAAUGUAACUACAGUGUAAAUUUUCUCAUAACAAACUUUUUGUCUGCUACAGCAGUCAGCUUUUAUGGUCAGCUUUACAGAGCUGGUCCAGUACCUGAGCAGGAAAAUCCAAAAUGGCAUCCCUCCCUACCACUAAUCAUGAUAACACCCAACCCACCAGAAUGUUCUCUCCAUCAAAGUAAAUGGGAGUUGUGCAAGAGCAUUGCUAUGCUUUUAGGACCUCCCGCUGGACUGCACCAUGGGUUAGAUCUGUCUCUCUAUCACUAUGCCACUCUUAGUGGCACCUGAGAACAACCACCAUCAUAGGCCUAGAGAGACUCCAGACUUUUCUAGAGAGGUUCUCCGCCUUUCCUAGAGAAGGAAUAAAUCAGCAUCUCAAAAUGUCAGUCACUUAAUGCAAUGAAAAAAUUCACCAACAGAAGUCCCACCUAUGGAAUGAUGUCAUGUUGCUAAAGAAAAAACUCUGGUUGCAAUGUAUAGCUCUGAAUUGACUCUAGAAUGCUCUGUUCUGCCCUUUACAACACAUGGGUAUUUUUGUUUUGUUUUCUUUAUUUGUGCUUCCCUCUCCCCACCCCCCGUUUUCAUAGUGCAUGUUCAUUUCUACUUACAAACAUGUUCCUGGUGUAUUUCUUAUGCAAACAAUUCUUCAGGCAGCAAAAGAUGUCUGUUACAUCUAAACUUGAAUAAUAAAGUUUUACCACCAGUUAUAAAAGUUA